Messenger RNA from Suillus clintonianus, 776 nucleotides. RefSeq lists its product as uncharacterized. The record is from RefSeq and is a predicted model, not a curated record. The transcript has 2 exons. Lineage: Eukaryota; Fungi; Basidiomycota; Agaricomycetes; Boletales; Suillaceae. The annotation marks the transcript as partial.
CCCCCAUUCUCAGUUCUUGCCCCCAUUCUCCGCGCGGCGACUGCCUUGCGCUUCGAAACAUAUCGUGUCUGGGCAGCUCGAGCUCUUGAAAUGACAUGGUCACCAUCCCUCGUGGAUUUGGUCCCCGAGCAGAAGGAAAAUGCGGCGGAUGUCAUUUUCCUCGCACGUUCAUGUGAUGUCAAUAGUGGUGUGAAGCGUGCUUUGUACGAACUUGCCAGGACCCGGCUGAUCGGUCUGCAUGGUAAUGAUGUUCUUGAGCAGCCGGGGCUCGAGCACAUCGGUCCCGCAGACCGAAGGUGCGUGGAGCUCAUGAGAGAGCUUUUAGUCACCACCUGGUCAGAGGUCGCUGUGCGAAUUGGCACAUCUUCCUGCCAGGAGGAUCAUGCGCGAAAAUUUAAUACAUCUUCCCCCUGGCCCAGAAAAAAGAAGCCACCGCGAGAGACAUGUACACUCAAGACUGGCACCCCAGAAACUACCUGGAACGAACGUGUCCAUGAUUCUGGGCUGUACACAAAGUUCCUGUUCGAUCCAGUGUGUGGUGCUCAGGCAUUGAUCAACAUUCCGUGGGAGGAGGAAGGUUGGUGCUCGGAUUGUAUCCAGUCGAGACGAGCUACCUGGAGAAAUGUACGACAAAACCUCUGGAGUGACAUAAACAAGUGGGUCCCUGGCAAUGAGUGAUUCUGGAGCAAGAUGAUUUUACACCAUUGCGAGAAGACAAGUGUAUGCAUUGAUGAUUGUAAUACGUGCAAAUAAUUAGCACGUGACGUAACACGCUC